Ctenocephalides felis (cat flea) is the source of this 1408-nucleotide messenger RNA. It is a transcript of the gene Ald1, whose product is annotated as fructose-bisphosphate aldolase. The transcript is spliced from 7 exons. Gene Ontology annotation, molecular function: fructose-bisphosphate aldolase activity. Lineage: Eukaryota; Metazoa; Arthropoda; Insecta; Siphonaptera; Pulicidae. Bases 103 to 1197 code for a protein of 364 amino acids. Gene Ontology annotation, biological process: fructose 1,6-bisphosphate metabolic process; glycolytic process. The record is from RefSeq and is a predicted model, not a curated record. Gene Ontology annotation, cellular component: cytosol.
CCUUCAAACAACCUUUUGACAUUUGUUAACAAGUACCACGCGUCUUCAGCUCUCAUUCAGUGCCUGCUUUCCGUUGUGACAUUCCCUUAGUCAAACAUCAUCAUGACCACUUACUUCAACUAUCCCUCCAAGGAGCUCCAAGAUGAACUCAGACAAGUUGCUCAAGCCAUCGUAGCUCCUGGCAAAGGAAUUUUGGCAGCCGAUGAAUCCACAGGAACUAUGGGCAAACGAUUGGCUGAUAUCGGAGUAGAAAAUACUGAAGAAAACCGCCGCAGAUACCGCCAAUUGUUGUUCACUGCUCCAGACUCUUUGGGUGACCACAUAUCUGGUGUUAUUUUGUUCCACGAAACCUUAUACCAAAAGACUGAUGAUGGCACUCCAUUCGUAGAACUUUUGAAACGCAAAAACAUCAUCCCAGGAAUCAAAGUCGACAAAGGUGUAGUUGACUUGAUGGGCAGUGAGAAUGAAUGCACUACUCAAGGAUUGGAUGAUUUGGCUGCCCGCUGUGCACAAUACAAAAAGGAUGGAUGCCACUUUGCCAAAUGGCGUUGUGUAUUGAAAAUUGGCAAGAAUACACCAAGCUACCAAGCUAUUUUAGAAAAUGCUAAUGUCUUGGCCAGAUAUGCCUCAAUCUGCCAAUCUCAACGUUUGGUUCCUAUUGUUGAACCAGAGGUUCUUCCUGAUGGAGAUCAUGACUUGGAACGCGCACAAAAAGUUACUGAAACCGUUUUGGCUGCUGUCUACAAAGCUUUGAAUGACCACCACGUUUAUUUGGAAGGAACUUUAUUGAAACCCAAUAUGGUAACUGCUGGACAAAGUUGCCCACAAAAACCAACACCAGCCAGUGUAGGAGUUGCCACUGUGACUGCUUUGAGGAGAACUGUUCCAGCUUCAGUUCCCGGAAUUACUUUCCUCUCUGGAGGACAAUCUGAAGAAGAAGCCUCAGUGCAUUUAAAUGCUGUCAACCAAGUAGAGCUCUUGAAACCAUGGGCACUCACUUUCUCAUUUGGCCGUGCUUUACAAGCAUCUGUGCUUAAAGCCUGGCAAGGAAAGAAUGAAAAUGUUGCUAAGGCCCAAGCCGAAUUACUCAACAGAGCUAAGGCUGAUGGUUUGGCAUGCCAAGGACUGUACCAAGCUGGUUCAAUUCAAAGUGGGGCUGGCGGCAAGAGCAACUUUGUAAAAGCUCAUGCUUACUAAGUCAUGAUUGGCAUCUAAGAAAAUACCAUAAUCUACUGUUUUAUUCUAAAAUUAUUACAAAAAUUUAGUGAUCAUUAAAAAUGAUAUGUUUGGCCUGUUAUUGAGAAAUAUUUUAUACUGUUAUAUUUUUGUAAGUUUAUAUGUGAAGUCAAAAGGGAACACAAUGUUCACAACAUUCCUAUGAAUCAAAUAAAGAAACUACAUAAAUAGU